This is a messenger RNA of Phycomyces blakesleeanus NRRL 1555(-), 900 nucleotides long. RefSeq lists its product as hypothetical. Gene Ontology annotation, molecular function: protein binding. Lineage: Eukaryota; Fungi; Mucoromycota; Mucoromycetes; Mucorales; Phycomycetaceae. The record is from RefSeq and is a predicted model, not a curated record. Bases 1 to 900 code for a protein of 299 amino acids. The transcript is spliced from 2 exons.
AUGCCCGAAUCAGACCUGCCUUUCGAGAUUCUUUCACGUAUUGCAAGUUAUGUAUUUAACGAUGGCAAGCUAGCAUGUAUGAUGACUUGCAAGAGAUGGAAAAUCCCAUAUCAAGAAUCUGUCUGGAAGACUCUACAAAUUGAUUUUAUGGAAGAGCUUGAAGAAAUAUGUACUACAGCAAAGAAUUCGACGAGCAGGUUCCUACCAUAUGAUCUUACAACAGAAAUCAUACAUAUUUAUAAGCUAUUUUCCAUAAAUAAAUUGCAGAAGCUUCAGGUUUUCCAAACCUUUCGAAAUUUGAAGCAUCUUGAUAUUAAGGUCAUAUGCUUUGAUCCAGCCGAUGCAGAUUUUACAAGAUACGUAUCUGGUUUAUCAUCGCUGGUCAGUCUGGUACUUCAACCUACUCAAACCACUCAAAGAAUGUUUAUUCCGCUAAUUCUUGAAAUAUUGGGCCAUAUGCCUAACCUCCAAAAGCUACAUAUUCGCCCAGCUUUUCUGGUACCACCAAUUCCACAAACUAUCCCAGUACCAGGCGUAGCAACACUUAAUCUCGCAAUCGUUGGCUGGGAUCCUAUAUGGCUAUACUAUUUUAGCUUCAAGUAUCCAAAAAUACGUUCCUUGGAAUGGACUAACUGCUCUUCAGAAGAUGAGGAAGCUGCAACAGAAUAUACUGUCGAAAAAAAAGAGCUUCUCCGUUCAAUUACAAAGGCAUUUACAUGCUUGGAAACAAUAGACCUUUAUUCGCAGCUCUAUAUGGAAUGGGAACACGCUAUUUUCUCGGAAGUUCUCUGUCGAUUGCAUGCACCUAUCAAGAAAUUAAUUUAUCGCAGCCUUGGCGCCAAUUCCACAGAAAACUUCUGGGAGAGAAUAAUACAACAGUUCGCACAGUCCUUUUCAUGA